AUGGCAAAAUGUGAUGAUGGAUCUAAGGAGGACUUCAUAUGCAAUUUUGUAAACCAGGCCAAAGCAGCGCCGGGGCCUCCCCACGGGGCACCUGACCCAGAGGGCCUGAGCCUGAACGGCCUGCAGGGCCCCGCGGAGGAUGAGGAGGAUGAGGCAGGCUCGGCCGCCCCGCUGGAGCAGCAGGACGAGGAGGAGGAGAGGCAGGAGCAUGACAUCUCCCUCUUCGUCAAGGCUGGCAGUGAUGGGGAAAGUAUUGGAAAUUGCCCAUUCUCUCAGCGUCUCUUUAUGAUUCUGUGGCUAAAAGGUGUCAUAUUUAAUGUCACAACCGUGGAUUUGAAAAGGAAGCCCGCGGACCUGCAGAACCUGGCCCCGGGAACGAACCCCCCCUUCAUGACAUUUGACGGUGAAGUGAAAACUGACGUCAACAAGAUCGAGGAGUUCUUGGAAGAAAAGUUAGCGCCGCCCCGAUACCCCAAACUUGCACCAAACCACCCUGAGUCUAACUCUGCAGGAAAUGAUGUGUUUGCAAAAUUCUCUGCCUUCAUAAAGAACCCAAGAAAAGAUGCUAAUGAAAAUUUGGAAAAAUCUUUGCUUAAAGCCCUGAGGAAGCUGGACAACUACUUAAAUAGCCCCUUGCCGGAUGAAAUUGAUUCUUACAGCACUGAGGAGAUCACUGUUUCCAGCCGGAAGUUCCUGGAUGGGGAUGAGCUCACCUUAGCAGAUUGCAACCUCCUACCGAAGCUCCAUAUAAUUAAGGUUGUUGCAAAAAAAUACAGAAAUUUUGAGUUUCCACCUGAAAUGACAGGGAUUUCAAGAUACUUGAACAAUGCAUAUGCAAGAGAUGAAUUUACAAACACUUGUCCUGCUGAUCAAGAAAUCGAGUAUGCAUAUUUGGAUGUUGCAAAGAGAAUGAAGUAAAUGGAAGACGCUUCUGCUUUUCUUUAUUUCUAGGGUUUGGUUGGGCACCAGCCAAGAUGGAAGAAAAAA
Molecule: messenger RNA, 987 nt
Organism: Tinamus guttatus (white-throated tinamou)
Lineage: Eukaryota; Metazoa; Chordata; Aves; Tinamiformes; Tinamidae
Gene: CLIC6
Product: CLIC family member 6
Molecular function (GO): D3 dopamine receptor binding; D2 dopamine receptor binding; D4 dopamine receptor binding
Source: RefSeq, a predicted model, not a curated record